Arabidopsis thaliana (thale cress) is the source of this 1740-nucleotide messenger RNA. It is a transcript of the gene NADK3, whose product is annotated as NAD(H) kinase 3. The coding region runs from base 103 to 1056 and encodes 317 amino acids. Gene Ontology annotation, cellular component: cytoplasm. Gene Ontology annotation, biological process: NAD+ metabolic process. Gene Ontology annotation, molecular function: NADH kinase activity; kinase activity; phosphotransferase activity, alcohol group as acceptor. Lineage: Eukaryota; Viridiplantae; Streptophyta; Magnoliopsida; Brassicales; Brassicaceae. The record is from RefSeq and is marked reviewed. The transcript is spliced from 5 exons.
GAAAAGAGGGCCAGUGGUGACUUCACGAAUAUCUCUCUUCAGACGUGGUUUGCUCCAGUCCGGUGAGCGCGGCGCCGAGGAAUAGAGAUUGAUUCAGCGACAAUGGCGAUUAGGAAGCUUUUGCUUCUUUUGAAACCGAUUGAUCCGUACCCAUUCCUUCAAACAGAAGGUGCAUCGCUCAUCAAAAAUCCUCAGGUUCUUCAAUAUCUAGAAAGCAGGUGCAAAGUACACAAGAAUGCUAUCAAGUUUUGUCAGGAAAUACUAAGUAAGAAGCCUGUUGAGUGGAAACCCAUUUCACGUAACGACUUAUCGCAUCCCAUUCGUGAUGUUGAUAUGGUCAUCACCGUGGGUGGAGACGGUACCCUCUUGCAUGCCAGUCAUUUCAUUGAUGACUCUGUUCCGGUUCUAGGAGUCAAUUCUGACCCAACACAAGCUCACGAGGUCGAAGAACUGAGCGAUCAGUUUGACGCUAGUAGAAGUACUGGUCAUCUUUGUGCUGCAACUGUCGAGAAUUUUGAACAGGUGCUGGAUGACAUUUUGUUUGGCAGAGUGGUUCCUGCAAAAGUAUCGAGAAUAUCAUUGAAGUUAAAUUCAGAAACUCUUCUUUCACAUGCACUUAAUGACAUUUUGAUCGCACAGCCAUGCCCUGCUGCGGUUUCAAGGUUCUCUUUCAAGAUUAAGAACAAAGAUGGUGCGAGCAGUCCAAAGACAGUGAACUGCCGCUCAAGCGGUCUAAGAAUCUGCACAGCUGCUGGUUCAACUGCAGCAAUGCAGUCAGCAGGUGGGUUCGUGAUGCCAAUGUUGUCUCGUGAUCUACAGUUCAUGGUUAGAGAGCCAAUAUCUCCUGGUUCAACCGCUUCGUUAAUGCAUUCGACCUUCAAACCAGACCAAUUCAUGGACGUUAACUGGUAUUCAGACCACGGGACUAUCUACAUCGAUGGUUGUCAGGUUCAACACAGCGUGCAGCUCGGAGAUACAAUCGAGAUAUCAUCGGAUGCGCCAGUCUUAAACGUUUUCUUGUCACACGGCAUAUCUCAGAUCAGAUCAAGGUACUAGAAUUGGUACAAUGGUAGAUUUUGUUCAUAAAGUUAGAGUUGGUACACAUUAAGAGCCCACUUGUCUGUAGAUAUGGUAAAAGAUUCCUUGGUCCGAAAGAUUCGUUGAUUCUUGAAUCUUUGGUGCUUGAAGAAGUUUAAUUCAAGUAGCUAUCUUUCUCCUACCAAGAACGUGGAUGUGUCUAAUCCUCUUGAAUAAAACUUAUAUUUAAAGAAAAAUAAUAUCAAAAUCAUCUAGAAUUCAUAUCUCAUUUCCGUGCAAAAUGUUAAUUUUGGGAAAAUAUCUUUUUCAAAAUGGGACCUUAUUAAUGAUUGAUUUAUUAUUGUCCUUUGCCUGUUAAUUGUAUUGUCUAUGGCUUGUGUUGUUGAAUAAAGAUCUUCGUCUUAUGUAGGUCCGAAUCAUCUUCCUCUACUCGUAACCAUACGUGGAUUCAUAUAAUCUUCAUAAUGAAAGAUUUUUCUGAAAAUGCAUGAACCGGGACAAAAUUUUCUAUAUCAUAACAAAAAAAAGUGGUCAAAAUGAAUAGACAAUCGUUUGAAACUUAGAUAUUCUACUAUAUUCUACUUGAAACAUACAUAUCAGUCACUUUCAGCUUAUAAUUUUAUUUUAUUUUUAUAAACUUUUCUCUUCUUAAAAGAUCUAGAAGCAAAAAAAAGAGCUAAAAAUCAUUUUUCUUUUCUUUUG